Messenger RNA from Piliocolobus tephrosceles (Ugandan red Colobus), 5397 nucleotides. It is a transcript of the gene MYO1C, whose product is annotated as myosin IC. Gene Ontology annotation, cellular component: plasma membrane; cytoplasm; myosin complex. Lineage: Eukaryota; Metazoa; Chordata; Mammalia; Primates; Cercopithecidae. Gene Ontology annotation, biological process: actin filament organization; actin filament-based movement; endocytosis. Bases 344 to 3478 code for a protein of 1044 amino acids. The record is from RefSeq and is a predicted model, not a curated record. Gene Ontology annotation, molecular function: microfilament motor activity; ATP binding; actin filament binding. The transcript is spliced from 32 exons.
CCCAGGCCCGGAAGUGAGUUCCGGGUCGGUGUAGACGCGGCGGCCGCGCGGGUUCCGGGCUCCACCCUGGAACCAACGGCGUCCCUCCUGGAAAACCUGACUCAGGCGGAGCCCGCCCCGCCCGCGGAGCCCCCCCCGACACCCCCACCUCCACCAACCCCACCUGGCGGGGACCUCAGCCCCGCCGCGCGGGACGCGAGGGAGGCCGGGGAAGCCCCGCGCUUCAGGGGCCCUGGUGGGGGCGGUGCGGGGGGCGGGCCCUCCCUCGCUGACGCCGCCGCCGCCGCCGAGCCCGGGACCCAGAGCGCGGGCAGCGGAGCGGGCGCCAGGCCGGCGGGGCAGGAUGCGCUACCGGGCGUCGGCCCUGGGCAGUGACGGGGUUCGGGUGACCAUGGAGAGUGCGCUGACUGCCCGUGACCGGGUGGGGGUGCAGGAUUUCGUGCUGCUGGAGAACUUCACCAGCGAGGCCGCCUUUAUCGAGAACCUGCGGCGGCGGUUUCGGGAGAACCUCAUCUACACCUACAUUGGCCCCGUCCUGGUCUCUGUCAACCCCUACCGGGACCUGCAGAUCUACAGCCGGCAGCACAUGGAGCGUUACCGUGGCGUCAGCUUCUAUGAAGUGCCCCCUCAUCUGUUUGCCGUGGCCGACACUGUAUACCGAGCACUGCGUACAGAGCGCCGGGACCAGGCAGUGAUGAUCUCUGGGGAGAGUGGGGCAGGCAAGACCGAGGCCACCAAGAGGCUGCUACAGUUCUAUGCAGAGACCUGCCCAGCCCCCGAGCGUGGAGGUGCUGUGCGGGACCGGCUGCUGCAGAGCAACCCGGUGCUGGAGGCCUUUGGAAAUGCCAAGACCCUCCGGAACGAUAACUCCAGCAGGUUCGGGAAGUACAUGGAUGUGCAGUUUGACUUCAAGGGUGCCCCCGUGGGUGGCCACAUCCUCAGCUAUCUCCUGGAAAAGUCACGAGUGGUGCACCAGAAUCACGGGGAGCGGAACUUCCACAUCUUCUACCAGCUGCUGGAGGGCGGCGAGGAGGAGACUCUUCGCAGGCUGGGCUUGGAACGGAACCCCCAGAGCUACCUGUACCUGGUGAAGGGCCAGUGUGCCAAAGUCUCCUCCAUCAACGACAAGAGUGACUGGAAGGUGGUCAGGAAGGCUCUGACAGUCAUUGAUUUCACUGAGGAUGAAGUAGAGGACCUGCUGAGCAUCGUGGCCAGCGUCCUGCAUUUGGGUAACAUCCACUUUGCUGCCGACGAGGAGAGCAACGCCCAGGUCACCACCGAGAACCAACUGAAGUAUCUGACCAGGCUCCUCAGCGUGGAAGGCUCGACGCUGCGAGAAGCCCUGACACACAGGAAGAUCAUCGCCAAGGGGGAGGAGCUCCUGAGCCCGCUGAACCUGGAGCAGGCCGCCUACGCGCGAGACGCUCUUGCCAAGGCUGUGUACAGCCGCACUUUUACCUGGCUCGUGGGGAAGAUCAACAGGUCGCUGGCCUCCAAGGAUGCGGAGAGCCCCAGCUGGCGGAGCACCACGGUUCUCGGGCUCCUGGAUAUUUAUGGCUUCGAAGUGUUUCAGCAUAACAGCUUUGAGCAGUUCUGCAUCAAUUACUGCAACGAGAAGCUGCAGCAGCUCUUCAUCGAGCUCACGCUCAAGUCGGAGCAGGAGGAAUACGAGGCAGAGGGCAUCGCGUGGGAGCCUGUCCAGUAUUUCAACAACAAGAUCAUCUGUGAUCUGGUGGAGGAGAAGUUUAAGGGCAUCAUCUCGAUUUUGGAUGAGGAGUGUCUGCGCCCCGGGGAGGCCACGGACCUGACCUUCCUGGAGAAACUGGAGGACACGGUCAAGCACCAUCCACACUUCCUGACGCACAAGCUGGCUGACCAGCGGACCCGGAAAUCUCUGGGCCGAGGGGAAUUCCGCCUUCUGCACUACGCUGGGGAGGUGACUUACAGCGUGACAGGGUUUCUGGACAAAAACAAUGACCUUCUCUUCCGGAACCUUAAGGAGACCAUGUGUAGCUCGAAGAAUCCCAUUAUGAGCCAGUGCUUUGACCGGAGCGAGCUCAGUGACAAGAAGCGGCCAGAGACGGUCGCUACCCAGUUCAAGAUGAGCCUCCUGCAGCUGGUGGAGAUCCUUCAGUCCAAGGAGCCCGCCUACGUCCGCUGCAUCAAGCCUAAUGAUGCCAAACAGCCCGGCCGCUUUGAUGAGGUGCUGAUCCGGCACCAGGUGAAGUACCUGGGGCUGAUGGAGAACCUGCGCGUGCGCAGAGCCGGCUUUGCCUAUCGCCGCAAAUACGAAGCUUUCCUGCAAAGGUACAAGUCACUGUGCCCAGAGACGUGGCCCACGUGGGCAGGGCGGCCGCAGGAUGGGGUGGCUGUGCUGGUCCGACACCUGGGCUACAAGCCAGAAGAGUACAAGAUGGGCAGGACCAAGAUCUUCAUCCGCUUCCCCAAGACCCUGUUUGCCACAGAGGAUGCCCUGGAGGUCCGGCGGCAGAGCCUAGCCACAAAGAUCCAAGCUGCUUGGAGGGGCUUUCACUGGCGGCAGAAAUUCCUCCGGGUGAAGCGAUCAGCCAUCUGCAUCCAGUCGUGGUGGCGUGGAACGCUGGGCCGGAGGAAGGCAACCAAGAGGAAGUGGGCAGCGCAGACCAUCCGGCGGCUCAUCCGAGGCUUCAUCCUGCGCCACGCCCCCCGUUGCCCCGAGAACGCCUUCUUCCUGGACCAUGUGCGCACCUCUUUUUUGCUAAACCUGCGGCGGCAGCUGCCCCGGAAUGUCCUGGACACCUCCUGGCCCACGCCCCCACCUGCCCUGCGUGAGGCCUCAGAGCUUCUGCGGGAGCUGUGCAUAAAGAACAUGGUGUGGAAAUACUGCCGGAGUAUCAGCCCUGAGUGGAAGCAGCAGCUGCAACAGAAAGCAGUGGCUAGUGAGAUCUUCAAGGGCAAGAAGGAUAAUUACCCUCAGAGUGUGCCCAGACUCUUCAUCAGUACUCGGCUUGGUGCAGACGAGAUCAGCUCCCGCGUGCUGCAGGUCCUGGGCUCUGAGCCCAUUCAGUACGCUGUGCCUGUCGUGAAAUACGACCGAAAGGGCUACAAGCCUCGCUCCCGGCAGCUGCUGCUGACGCCCAACGCUGUGGUCAUCGUGGAGGACGCCAAAGUCAAGCAGAGGAUUGAUUACGCCAACCUGACCGGAAUCUCUGUCAGCAGCCUGAGCGACAGUCUGUUUGUGCUUCAUGUACAGCGUGAGGACAAUAAGCAAAAGGGAGAUGUGGUGCUGCAGAGUGACCACGUGAUUGAGACGCUGACCAAGACAGCCAUCAGUGCCGACCGCGUGAACAAUGUCAACAUCAACCAGGGCAGCAUCACGUUUGCAGGGGGCCCCGGCAGGGAUGGUACCAUCGACUUCACCCCCGGCUCGGAGCUGCUCAUCACCAAGGCCAAGAACGGGCACCUGGCUGUGGUCGCUCCCAGGCUGAAUUCCCGGUGAUAAAGGCGCUCACUGGAUUCCCAGCUCCCAGCGCUUUGCUUCUCUCCUCCCCCUCCCAAUUACCAAAGACUCGAACUUCCAGACGGGGACCCAGGGACACCCCGAAGCCCCCCUGCUGUCUCCCACCUCCUGCCCAUCCCUCAGGGACCCAGGGACACCCCGAAGCCCACCUGCCGUCUCCCACCUCCUGCUCAUCCCUCAGACGGGGACCCAGGGACACCCCGAAGCCCACCUGCCGUCUCCCACAUCCUGCCCAUCCCUCAGACAGGGACCCAGGGACACUCCGAAACCCCCCUGCCAUCUCCCACCUCCUGCCCAUCCCUCAGACGGGGACACCCCAAAACCCCCCUGCCGUCUCCCACAUCCUGCCCAUUCCUCAGACAGGGACACUCUGAAGCCCACCUGCCGUCUCCCACCUCCUGCCCAUCCCUCAGGGACCCAGGGACACCCCGAAGCCCACCUGCCGUCUCCCACCUCUUGCCCAUCCCUCAGACGGGGACCCAGGGACACCCCGAAGCCCACCUGCUAUCUCCCACAUCCUGCCCAUCCCUCUUGAGGGAGCCGCAGGGGCCAGGAGCUACCCCAGGAGUGGGCCAGGCCGGGCCACAGCAAUAGCAAAGUCAGGGCCAGAGCGAGCCGAGCCAGCCCUACUGCCGAUGCCAAAUGUUGGAGAGAAGGGAACUUUUGCUGAGGUUUUCUCUGAGUGUUUUUUUGAUGCUUUAUAGGAACCUAUUUUUUAAAAAAAGCCAUUUCCCACCGGAGGACACACUGGGUGUGUUUUCCCUGACCCCAACGGGGCAAGGAAUGUAGCCGAGAGGUGGGGUGGGCUGGGCUCUGGUGCCCUCUUCGCUGGCCAGACCACCUCUCCUCCUGAUUCCCUUGGCACCUUGUCUGUCUACCUGUCUCCCUGCCUGCCCAUCUGCACCUUUUGCAGCCCACUCUGACUUCCAUCUGCGGGCUGAGACCACGCUUGCCUGCCCUCUUCUUCCUGCCUUAAGAAUGUCCUUUUAGGCCGGGCGCGGUGGCUCACGCUUGUAACCCCAGCACUCUGGGAGGCCGAGGUGGGCUGAUCACCUGAGGUUAGGAGUUCGAGACCAGCCUGACCUACAUGAAGAAACUCCAUCUCUAGUAAAAAUACAAAAUUAGCUGGGCAUGGUGGUGCACGCCUGUAAUCCCAGCUACUCGGGAGGCUGAGGCAGGAGGAUCGCUUGAACCCAGGAAGUGGAGGUUGCAGUAAGCCAAGAUUACACUAUUGCACUCCAGCCUGGGCAACAGAGCGAGACUCUGUCUCAAAAAAAAACUGCUGUUUUACUGUCCUCAUCAUCACAGUCUGAGGCCGUGCUGGAGUGGGGAAGGAUGUCUUAGGCCAUAGAAGUUGGAAGACUGGGAGAUCAUCCAGCUCAGCCCCUUGAUGUUAGAGCAGAAGAUGGACGCCCAAACAGAAGGCACUUGCCUGCGGUCAUACGGCAGGUUGCCACAAAACCAGGACAGCAGCCCUUCCUCAGCGUGCCUCACUGCCACUCCCAGGGACCGGGAGCCCCAUAAAACCCAGUCAUGUCUUGACAGCAGAUCUGGCUCCUUGACCAGCCAUCAGCCCUGGGGGCCACCGGGUGGGAAGACCACCUCUGCCGGAGUCCAGGCCUUAGGAUGACGGACAGCUUGCCUGCACACUUGGGCCCCACUCAACAAUGUAGGGCCUUUUCUGGCCCCUGACCCCUCCCUGGCACGGGAGCAUGGGGAAGGGCUGGCCUUGGGGGGAGCAGCAGGGGCACCACCUCCUUCUGCUGCUUCUCCCCACCCCUACCCUCAAGGGCCUGGGGGCUGCCCAGCUGCCUCUGUGCCCUUCUGGGGGUCUCAGCCCACUGCUGACACUUCUGCAAUCCAGAGAAACACUAAAUAAAGCAAUAUGUGUUUGCCAA